Molecule: messenger RNA, 1542 nt
Organism: Theileria annulata
Lineage: Eukaryota; Apicomplexa; Aconoidasida; Piroplasmida; Theileriidae
Exons: 9
Coding region: 1-1542 (513 amino acids)
Source: RefSeq, a predicted model, not a curated record
AUGUGUAUCAGUUUUAAUGUUCCUCCGCCCGGUUCAAGGAUCGAAUUUGAGUUAAAUCGCAUUAAAAUAGAUCCUCUCAACAACAGUCCGUGGGAAUAUGAAGUUGCAAUAUUCGAAUCUAUCGGAAAGGAUAGGAACGUUUCCUACAAUUUUCUAAGAAACGAAUGGGGAUAUUUGGAUCAUACUCUCGAUCCAUACCAACCUUCUGGUGUGAUUGAGGGUGGUCCUGAGAAUUAUGAGGGUAAGGGCUUAGAGCUGAAGGUCGGGAAAGAUCGGCAAAGAACUGAGAUUUUGCCUUAUUAUCUGGAUCACGGCGUCUAUUACAGACAGAGGGACAAAGGAGGCACAGUUUCCUACGACAUUAGUCCUAUAGCUUGUCAAGAUAUAUCAUUUUGUAUCCAACCAUACAGUUACACAUAUUAUUGGUUAACAUAUUUUCACAAUAUAAUUGUUUUAGAUGAGACUGAUUUGGAUUUGGAAAGGAAGCAAUGGGGGAGUUGGCACCAACCAAAGACCAAUACACUUGGUUAUCUGCGUUCGGCAUUUCGCUCAUUCAUCAGAAUGGAAAACACCACAGAGUUACCAUAUCCCUGGAUUAAAAGAUUUGAUAUUUUCGAGAAAGUACCUUUACAUCGUGAAAGACCAAGCACUACGAUACCAUUUCCGGAUCCAGAUUGGCGUCUAUCUGCUCUAGAUUGCUUUGCAGGAGUUUAUCCACAUCAUAAUUUACCCACUGUUGAAGAAUGUCUUGUGAGGCAAAAAAAGCUAUUGAAGGAGUGGUCAAGGCUUGAGAAGUUGUAUAAUAAGAGUCCUGAUAAACAAUUACUACAAGAGAUUAAGGAAAUUAAGUUUGCAUUAUUUGGAGUACCUGAUUUUUCUGAUUCUGAGGAUGAAAUGCUCAAAGUCGUAUCCAACAUUGCCUUAUCUCGUGCUAGAACGAUGUUACAACUUCAAGCGUAUCACUAUUAUACUAUUAUUAACUAUAAUGACUGGAGAAAAGACCCAGAGACUAUAGAAUAUUAUAUAACGAGAACUGUGGAGGGUGAGGUGGAUCCAAGCAGUGACUAUCAUGGUCCUGAGAAGACUGUGGUCUUGAAUUUGGUCAAUUACAGGCCUAUGAGUAAGAAGUUCAGAGUCCACAGAAGCAUUGAAGAGAUGGCUGAAGCGUACCACAGAGUUGUAACUGAGAAUCGCAGAGAAGGCCGCGCUCAUACCAGGACUCAAAUGACACCCAAUGAAGAGCAUUCAUUCUAUCCUCUAAGAAAACAACGGCGGAAAUUUCCUGCUUUGGAGGCCGAGUAUAGGCCAAUUUGGACCAAUAGAAGUUACGGGUCUGAGUUUGGUGAUGCCUUGAGAAAAUCACAGAAAAUACCCGAGAAGGAUUUAACUGAGUUCGGAAAAGCUUUGAGGAAGAGGAAACGUAAAUUCACCAAAGAUGUUAGUUUAACCCUAACAUUAAUUAAUCACAGGAACGGAGGACCAAUUUCAGAGACGACUACUCCACUUUUGAACAUGAAUAUAAUUACUGAUAUACAAACUUGA